AGAAGGAGAGAGGUAACGGGAGAGAAAGAGAGGGAGAAACAGCGAGAGAAAGAGAUAAGCAUAGAGAGAAAGAACAGAUAGAGAUACAGAGAGAAAAGGAGAUAGAGAGAGAAAGAGAAAAAAGAGAGAAAGAGAAAGAGAAAGCAGGCUGUCUGCCUUAGGACGACUGCAGCUGCACUAAAUCUCUUGGCCGUCACGGCCAGCACUCACCCGAGGAGAGAGGAAAGAGGAGAUAGAGGAGAGAGGAGAGGGAUUUCACUAAGGAUUUCAUUGGUACGGUAUCUGGGACAAAUAAGCGAUGGGUACCCAACUAGACCGUCUGUCACCAGAUCAAACUUAAAAGGACAACUGGAGGAAAAGAAAAGUUCCUUGAAUCAUCCAUUGGAUUGCUCCUAUCUAUCUUCUCCAGAAAAAGCAUUAGAUUCUACCUUUCUGUUUCCUUGAGUAAAGUGAAGGAGAAGAGAGACAGUGCAGGAUAACUCUGUAACUGUGUGACUGUCUGCUUCCUAAAAGAUGAACCAACGAUACAGUAGGAGGAGGAUUUCUGACUGACUGACUAUUUGCCCUUUGCUCUCCACUGUCCUGUCCUGUCGGAGCACCCACCCUCUGCAUACACUCCCACUGCUCGGCGGGACAACACACUCAUGGUGGAUGCUAAGGGCCGGAACAUGAAAUGUCUGACCUUCCUCUUGAUGCUCCCAGAGUCCGUCAAGAGCAAGUCACCGAGCUCUAAGAGCUCCAAAAAGGCAGUAAACAGCGGCAGCGCUGCCGGGGACAGUACCGGGUCCAAGCUGCCUCUGGUGUGUUAUGAGAUCAGUACCCUAAAGAACAAGAAGAAAAAGAAGAUGGCAGAUAGUUUCCCUAGCACUAAGAAGCAUGGUGAAGGGUCGUCCACCACCACAGUGCAGGAGUACCAACAACAGAACCUGAAUAACAACAAUACCCUUCAGAACUGUAACUGGCAGGGGCUGUACUCUACUAUACGAGAGAGGAACUCUGUGAUGUUCAACAAUGAGUUGAUGGCCGACGUUCACUUCGUGGUGGGACAGACUGGAGGGACUCAGAGACUUCCAGGACACAGGUAUGUUCUCGCUGUGGGCAGUUCGGUGUUCCAUGCCAUGUUUUAUGGAGAGCUUGCGGAAAACAAGGAUGAAAUCCGGAUUCCGGACAUGGAGCCUGCAGCAUUCCUGGCCAUGUUGAAGUACAUCUACUGUGAUGAGAUUGACCUGAGUGCUGACUCAGUGCUGGCCACGCUCUACACUGCUAAGAAGUACAUCGUGCCCCACCUGGCCAGAGCCUGUGUUAACUUCCUAGAGACCAGCCUUUCGGCCAAGAAUGUCUGCGUCCUGCUGUCACAGAGCUGUCUGUUUGAGGAGCCGAAGUUGACGCAGCGCUGCUGGGAGGUGAUUGACGCCCAGGCAGAGCUGGCCCUGCGGUCGGAGGGUUUCACUGACAUCGACUCCCAGACACUAGAGAGUAUCCUCCAGAGAGAGACCCUCAACGCCAAGGAGGAGGUGGUGUUUGAGGCAGCUCUGAGCUGGGCCGAGGCAGAGUGUCAGAGACAGGAACUCACCACCUCCAUCGACAACAAACGCAAGGUGCUAGGCAAGGCCGUAUUCCUCAUUCGCAUCCCCACCAUGACAUUGGACGACUUUGCCAAUGGAGCCGCUCAAUCAGGCAUCCUGACCCUGAACGAAACCAACAGCAUCUUCCUGUGGUACACCGCAGCCAAGAAACCGGACCUCCAGUUCGCCAGCCAACCACGGAAGGGCUUGUCUCCUCAGCAAUGCCACCGUUUCCAGUCCUGUGCCUACCGGAGUAACCAGUGGCGCUACCGGGGACGCUGUGACAGCAUUCAGUUCACCGUGGACAAACGCAUCUUCAUCGCCGGGUUCGGCCUCUACGGCUCCAGCUGCGGAUCGGCGGAAUACUCGGCUAAGAUUGAGCUCAAACGCCAGGGCCUUCUCCUCGGACAGAACCUGAGUAAAUACUUCUCUGAUGGUUCUAGCAACACGUUCCCCGUGUGGUUUGAGUACCCCGUGCAGAUAGAACCGGAUAUGUUCUACACGGCCAGUGUGGUGCUGGAUGGGACCGAGUUGAGUUACUUUGGACAGGAAGGCAUGACGGAGGUGCAGUGUGGGAAGGUGACCUUUCAGUUCCAGUGUUCGUCAGACAGUACUAACGGAACCGGAGUCCAAGGGGGACAGAUACCUGAACUCAUCUUCUACACAUAAAGAAAUCUAAUGCCUAAUGUGUACCUUCUUUCACCAUCCACAUGUCUGGUCCGCGUCCUCUCACCUCCUUGGAAAAGUAUCCCAUGAACAUGUGCGGACGGGAGCGGAACGUUCAAUAUUGCAACAUUUCGUUUGAGUGGCCUUAGCGCACAGUGCGGAAGAGGAAGGUAUGAAUUAUGGACCAUACCAUUAGUUUGGCAGUAAAUUGACCUAGUGGCCUCAUGGGUGGAAUGUAAUUCCUAUUUUUCAUAAUUGCAUUAUUAAUUAACAUUUUUUUUUUUUUACUGAAAAUCCAGUGUUUCUAUGUCAAAUGGUGUUGUGAUAUUUCAGUCUUCUGUGAUGUGUAUAAAUUGUAAUAUUGGGAUGCAAACUCAAAAAGUAAUACAUUUCGACUCGAUAUCUGACAUGAUACAGCCCGUAUCCAUGUGUGUGAGGUAUAUACCUUCGUAGAUGUGUUAACUGUAACCAAUACAUACUCUGUGUAACCCUGUUUUAGCCCACCGCACAAAAACGUUUUAAGGACGUUGGAUGGUCACAAUGUGUCCAUGCUGACUGAGAAUGGAUUUAGUUUCUAGGUAUCACGCCCUGACCUUAGUUCCUUUGUUAUGUCUCUAUUUUGGUUUGGUCAGGGCGUAAUUUGGGUUGGGCAUUCUAUAUAUUUGUUCUAUGUUUUAUAUUUCUGUGUUUGGCUGGGUGUGGUUCUCAAUCAGGGGCAGCUGUCUAUCGUUGUCUCUGAUUGAGAACCAUUCUUAGGUAGCCUUUUCCCACCUGUGUUUUGUGGGUAGUUGUUUUCUGUUUUUGUGUGUCUGCACCAGCCAGAACUGUUUCGGUCCUUCCCUUUGUUAUUUUUGUUAUUUCAGUUUUCAUUAAAUAAAUAUAGACAAGUACCACGCUGCACCUUGGUCCUCUCCUUCCAACAGCCGUUACACUAGGUGGUACUUUAUUUGCAAGUGCUGGAAGUCUUUAUGAUAGUGGACCCAUUACUGUCUUGGACAGAUAUUUUCUUUGUACAUUGUGUCAAUAUAUUUUGGAUUUCUCUCUUUCUAUACGUGCGAAAGAACAGAUAUCUAAUUUGUGAAUUCGAAAACGCGUAAUUCAGGAUUCUGUUUUGGUGCUGUUAGAUGGUCCCCCACUCUGUUAUAAUUUUUUUUUAAAUAGUCUCUAACAAAGGGGGAUGAACUGCAGAGGAUCAGCACCGGAUUCAAUAUCAUGACAUGUUUCUGCUGUGUAUAUAGGCAUAGCCCCCUUUUUUCAAUUUUUGCCUAAAUGACAUAUCCAAAUCGAACUGCCUGUAGCUCAGGCCCUGAAGCAAAUAUAUGCAUAUUCUUGGUACCAUUUGAAAGGAAACACUUUGAAGUUCGUGGAAAUGUGAAUUGAAUAUAGGAGAAUAUAACACAAUAGAUCUGGUAGAAGAAAAUACAAAGAAAAAAAAACAACCACCAUCUUUAAAAUGCAACAGACCAGCCAUCACUCUGGAUGUAAUUCCAAUGGUGUCCACAAGAUGGCAGCGGUGUAUGUGCAAAGUGUCAGAUGGAUAACUUGAAGUAUGAGCGAGCUACAUGGCAUUUAGCGUAAAGUCACCCAGGUACAUUUGGGAAAAUCGUGAAGGAGACAUUUGCAUUCAUAUUACAUUUUUCUGUAAGAAUAUCAUCAAAUCGGUAUACUUGGACUUUGAUUGAGCUUUUCCAGUAUUAGUAGCCAUAUUAUAAGUUCAACACUUGCAAAACAACAAGUUUUCAUAACUUCAUAACUCUGAAUAUUCUUAUAAUUCUGGUCAAAAAUGAAAAGGCAUCCUGUCAUACAAGGUUAGUAGCUAUUGGUGCUUAUUUGACAAAGUUAGAGUCAAUUAAGUUCAGACCGCCUGCGUCAUCGGCGUGCCAUGUAGGCGUCGCUCUCUGACCAAAUAUGGUGUCCUACAGGAUAUACUACACCCCUAAUGAUAUAGUGAAGUCUGGUUACGUUCUAGGAUCUCUGAGGAAUAGAUACGAACGUGAUUUGACUGGUUGAAACAACGUUUAGGGUUAGAUUUUCACAGAUUCCUUUCUUUGCAAAUUGAACGAGUGGAAAUACAAAAUCAAUCGUGCGUGCUAUAUGGACCUCUUGAGGAUAUGAAAAAGGAUUUUAUCUAACAAACCAACACUUCAUGUUAUCUCUGGGACCCUUUGGAUGAUAAAUCAGAGCAAGAUUUCAGAAUGUAAGUACACAUUUCACCUUCAGAGGUGGAACACCUUCAGCGGUGAAAAAAGUUAUCCUCAAACAAUAGCAUGGCAUUUUUUCGCAGUAAUAGCUACUUUAAAUUGGACAGUGCAGUUAUAUUAAACAAGAAUUUCAGGUUUCAGCCGAUAUAAGACACUUCUAUGUACCGACAUUUGUUGUUUGUACGACACAAGGAGCUGCAUGAUUUACAACUGACCCGUUAACGGGACGCCUAUCACUAAGAGGAGGAUCGUUAUUAUGUUUACUUACAUAUGAGGAAGCUUUUUUUAUUUGCGCCUGCAUGUUACAGUGAAGAAAAAGACUGAUGAUGAUGGUGAUGAUGAUGUAGUAGUAAUGAUGAUGAUGAUGGUGAUGAUAAAGAUGUAGUAGUAAUGAUGAUGAUGAUGAUGAUGAUGAUGAUGAUGAUGAUGAUGAUGGUGAUGGUGAUGAUAAAGAUGUAGUAGUAAUGAUGAUGAUGAUGAUGAUGAUGAUGAUGAUGAUGGUAGUAAUGAUGGUGAUGAUGAUGAUAGUAAUGAUGAUGAUGAUGGUAGUAAUG
Messenger RNA from Salvelinus fontinalis (brook trout), 4986 nucleotides. Its product is annotated as BTB/POZ domain-containing protein 3-like. Lineage: Eukaryota; Metazoa; Chordata; Actinopteri; Salmoniformes; Salmonidae. The coding region runs from base 645 to 2234 and encodes 529 amino acids. The record is from RefSeq and is a predicted model, not a curated record. The transcript is spliced from 6 exons. Gene Ontology annotation, biological process: cerebral cortex development; neurogenesis; dendrite morphogenesis. Gene Ontology annotation, molecular function: protein binding. Gene Ontology annotation, cellular component: cytosol.